AUGACGGACAUUGACCUUGGAAAUGGAUGGAUAAUUCAUGAACACUGCAAGGUUUAUCUGUUCACUUCCCCACAAAGGAUUGUUGGAUGCCUUGUUGCUGAAGCAAUCAAAGAGGUGUCCAAAGUUAUCUCUUGCUCAAGUGCUGGAAAUUCUGAUGGCAGAUUAGACACCGCCCAUGGUGGGGCAAUAUUCUGUGAAGACAAAGCAGUCACUGCAGUUUGCGGCAUUAGAGCCAUAUGGAUGCCUUCCUCCAACAGAAGAAAACGCAUUGCCCGCCAAUUGCUAGAUGCUGUGAGGAAAAGUUUCUACAUGGGUUUCGUGCUUGAGCAUUCUCAGUUAGCAUUCUCUCAGCUAACAACGGCAGGAAUGGCGUUAGCAUCAGGCCACACUGGCAGUUGA
Messenger RNA from Neltuma alba, 399 nucleotides. RefSeq names its product protein CHROMOSOME TRANSMISSION FIDELITY 7-like. The coding region runs from base 1 to 399 and encodes 132 amino acids. Gene Ontology annotation, molecular function: protein-lysine-acetyltransferase activity. Lineage: Eukaryota; Viridiplantae; Streptophyta; Magnoliopsida; Fabales; Fabaceae. The record is from RefSeq and is a predicted model, not a curated record. Gene Ontology annotation, biological process: mitotic sister chromatid cohesion. The transcript has 4 exons. Gene Ontology annotation, cellular component: chromatin; nucleus.